Molecule: messenger RNA, 1507 nt
Organism: Galeopterus variegatus (Sunda flying lemur)
Lineage: Eukaryota; Metazoa; Chordata; Mammalia; Dermoptera; Cynocephalidae
Product: zinc finger protein DZIP1-like
Exons: 12
Biological process (GO): cilium assembly
Cellular component (GO): cytoplasm; ciliary basal body
Source: RefSeq, a predicted model, not a curated record
AUGUGGCCCCCCCCCGUGCCUGCCUUAAGGGACAGGGAGUGUCCAGCCCCAAAGACGGGGAACCGGCGCCCAGGAGGUGCCCUCUCCGGGUGGACGGGUAUGUCCCGGCGGUCCCGCCUACGAGGUCUUUUCUGGUCCCGCAGGCCCGGCGUGGCUUCGGGCCCCGUGCCCUUCUUCCAGUUCCGGCCGCGGCUGGAGAACGUGGACUGGCGGCGGCUGAGCGCCAUCGACGUGGAUAAGGUGGCGGGGGCCGUGGACGUGCUGACGCUGCAGGAGAACAUCAUGAACAUCACCUUCUGCAAGCUGGAGGACGAGAAGUGCCCCAAAUGCCAGUCGGGGUUGGACCCGGUGCUGCUGAAGCUCAUCCGCCUGGCGCAGCUGACCAUCGAGUACCUGCUGCACUCGCAGGAGUUCCUCAGCUCGCAGCUGCACAGCCUGGAGGAGCGGCUGCGCCUGAGCCUCGGCGACUGCGAGCAGAGCAAGAAGCUGCUCAGCAAGCAGGCGGGGGAGAUGAAGCUGCUCAAGGAGGAGUGUAAGCGCAGGAAGAGGAUGAUCUCCACCCAGCAGCUCGUGAUGGAGGCCAAGGCCAGCUAUUACCAGGGAGAAAGCCCCCAAGAAGUAGUGCUUCAGUGCCAUUUUUGCGACAAGGCCUUCAUGAACCAAGCUUUCCUACAAAGUCACAUUCAACGCCGCCACGCUGAAGAUUCUCACCUUGAGUACAAGAACAAGGCGCAGACUGAUAAGCUCCAGAAUGAGAUUGACAUGCUGAAGGAACAGCUGCAGCUUACCAGGUCUCAGUUAGAGGCUGCACAGCACGCCCAUGCAGUCAGAUUGUCGAAGGAAUAUGAAAUGCAGAAAACAAGAGAGGAAGAAUUUCUGAAGCUAUUUGAUAGAUGGAAAAAAGAAGAAAAGGAGAAACUAGUUGAUGAAAUGGAAAAAGUCAAGGAAAUGUUUAUGAAGGAAUUUAAAGAAUUAACUUCCAAGAAUUCAGCGUUAGAAUAUCAAUUAUCAGAAAUCCAGAAGUCCAACAUGCAGGUUAAGUCUAACAUAGGCACGUUAAAAGAUGCACAUGAGUAUAAAGAAGACCGUCCUCCAUAUCCCCAGGAUUUCCAGAAUAUGAUGCAACUUCUUGACAGUCAGGAAAGCAAGUGGACGGCUCGAGUUCAAGCUCUUCAUCAAGAACACAAGAAAGAGAAGGAUCGGCUCCUGUCACAUAUAGAGAAACUUCGAACCUCAGUGAUAGAUAAUCUAAGUACAAGUAAUGUUUUCUACCAGAAAAGUAUAGAAGAGCUAGGGCAGAAACUCCAGGAGCAGAAUGAGCUGAUUAUUACUCAGAGACAGCAGAUUAAAGAGUUCACCAGUAAACCAUUAAACAGUGUCAGUGAACCCAGAGGUAAUCCUUCAAUCUGGCAAACUUUUGAAUCUAAGCCAACUGCCCCAGCUGUGCCUAGAAAGAGUAAGGGAGAGGAAAAGAACUGUGGGUGGAAGAAGGAAGAAGCAGGCGAAG